AUGACGGACCCCACCACCGAACUCCCGUCCACCGAAGAACAACAAAAGAAAGAAGCCUUGGCCGCCUUCACCGCAACGCUCCACUCCGUCGGCACAAACCUCGAAGCGCCUCUCCGCGACCGCGCAGCCACGAUCACAUCCAACGCGGCAGCGUUGGACAGACAGGAGGCCGAGCUGGCGGAGCACACGGCGCGACUGGCGAAACAGAAUGCGCAGUGGUCGGGAUUUGCAGAUGAGACGCGCGAGGGGUUAAAGGAGAUUGGAGAUGUGCAGAACUGGGCGGAGAUGAUUGAACGGGAUCUUUUGGUAUUGGAGGAGAUGAUGGAUGGUGUUGAGCUUAAGGAGGAUGAAGUGCAUGAGGAGGAGAUGGACGGCGGUGGGAUGAAUGGGGUUAAUGGGCUCGGUGAGGGGAAUGGACAGUAUGGAUUGUGGAAUGGAGGUAAUGGGAAGAAGAAGGAGACGAGAAGUUGGUUGCACUGGUGGUGA
This is a messenger RNA of Penicillium cinerascens, 486 nucleotides long. RefSeq lists its product as uncharacterized. Gene Ontology annotation, biological process: endosomal transport. Bases 1 to 486 code for a protein of 161 amino acids. The transcript has a single exon. Gene Ontology annotation, cellular component: BLOC-1 complex. Lineage: Eukaryota; Fungi; Ascomycota; Eurotiomycetes; Eurotiales; Aspergillaceae. The record is from RefSeq and is a predicted model, not a curated record.